This is a messenger RNA of Callithrix jacchus (white-tufted-ear marmoset), 2196 nucleotides long. Lineage: Eukaryota; Metazoa; Chordata; Mammalia; Primates; Cebidae. The record is from RefSeq and is a predicted model, not a curated record.
UAAACUUAUUUACAUACCUGCACUCAUGACAAAUGAUUCUGAUCCCUGGGAACCAAAGCCCCCAGGCAGGGCUGGGGGCAGUGUGGAGGCAAGGUUUCUAGGGGAGCUGUCUGAGGUGAGUCCUCCUCUUUCAUUUGCCUCCCUUACACUGCCUGAGUGUGCCACCAUUCAUCACCAACAUUGCCAGUGGAUUCUUUCCCAUUCUCAUCACCUUCACCCAUCAGGGCAGGAGGAGAGAGGGAGGCAGCCACCAGGGCUGUCAGAGGUGACAAAGCUUCAGGUUGGACUUGAAUUUCUUGCAUCUGGGCUAAUUGCUGUGGUGAUGCAUCCACCUAUAAAAAUUACAGCGUGGCUCACCCAGGGACCUAGAUUUGUUGCAAGCUUUGGGAGGGAGAAGAACUCUUCUUCCUGGUGGGUUCCCGCAGACUGCCGGCUAGGGCUCAGAGAACCAGCUUCUUCCCUGCUGUCUCCUGAGCCCAGUCCCUCUUGGCUAUCACAUUGAUCCUGCCCUAUGGCGGCCCUCACGGACCUCUCGUUUAUGUACCGCUGGUUCAAGAACUGCAAUCUGGUCAGCAAUCUCUCAGAGAAGUAUGUCUUCAUCACAGGCUGUGACUCUGGCUUCGGGAACCUGCUGGCCAAACAGCUGGUUGAUCGGGGCAUGCAGGUGCUGGCUGCUUGCUUCACUGAGGAGGGAGCCCAGAAACUUCAGCAGGAUACCUCCUGUCGGCUGCAGACCACCCUACUGGAUGUCACCAAAAGUGAAAGCAUCAAGGCGGCGGCCCAGUGGAGACAGGGUCUCACUCGCUCACCCAGGCUGGAGUACAGUGGCACCAUCACAGCUCAGUGUAAUUUUGAACAAGGCCUCUGGGCCCUGGUGAACAAUGCUGGUGUGGGCCUGCCCAGUGGUCCCAACGAAUGGCUGACCAAGGAGGACUUUGUGAAGGUGAUCAAUGUGAACCUGGUGGGACUGAUCGAAGUGACCCUUCACAUGCUGCCCAUGGUCAGGAGAGCCCGGGGCAGGGUUGUCAACAUGUCCAGCUCUGGUGGUCGUGUGGCUGUCAUCGGUGGUGGCUACUGUGUCUCCAAGUUUGGCGUCGAAGCCUUCUCUGACAGCAUUAGGCGUGAGCUCUACUACUUUGGGGUGAAGGUCAGCAUCAUUGAGCCAGGGAACUACCGGACAGCCAUUCUGGGCAAGGAAGGCAUGGAGUCACGCCUGCGAAAGCUUUGGGAGAGGCUACCUCAGGAGACCCGGGACAGCUAUGGAGAGGAGUACUUCCGCAUCUAUACCGACAAAUUGAAAAACAUGAUGCAGCUGGCAGAGCCCAGAGUCAGAGAUGUCAUCAACAGCAUGGAGCAUGCUGUUGUUUCCCGGAGCCCUCGCAUCCGCUACAACCCUGGCCUGGAUGCAAAACUCCUCUACCUCCCCCUGGCUAAGCUGCCCACCCCUGUGACAGAUUUCAUCCUGAGCCGGUACCUUCCAAGGCCAGCAGACAGUGUCUAAACUGGGGAGGCUCCAUAGGUCAGUGGAGUAUAGAAGAGCGGGUGGAAGGACUUCAGGGUCACAAACGGUGGUAUCGGAUAUCCCGGGGGCAUUGGCUGCAAAGGACUCUUGGCUCAGCUGACACCCACUGCUGUCAGAUUUACCAGUAACUUCUAAUCGAAGAUGAAUGCUUCUUCCCACCCUCUGGGGCCCCACGGAAACCUGAGGUGGCCUUUGCAGGUUCGGUGAUCUGCAGCAAUGGCUCUGAGGACAUCUGCCACCCAGUCAGGAUAUGGCUUCUUCUGGUCCUGGAAAAGUCAUGGAGAAAACCAGCUCCUGCUGAAUCAUGAGCGCCUUUCAGUUAUCACUGCCACUGAGAAAUACUGUGGGAUAAUCUAGCCCCCAGGAGAAUCUAACCACCUUCCUACUGGGUUCCUCAAUAUGCACAACUUCAUUCACAUAACCCAUUACUGAAGUACAUAGUAGGGCAGAUAGGGAGUGCAAGAUUACAUCAGACAAAAGUUUAAAAUAUCUUCUCUCUUUUUACAUUCUUCUAUCUAUAGGUGAUUGGGAUCCACAUGAAAUAACAUUCAUUUAUUUAAUCAUCACUGAGUAAUUUUUCAAAUAUUUAUUGAAUGCCUACUACCUACCAGGCACUUUGUAGGUGCUGGGGGAAUAUAAAGAUGAAUAAACCAUGAUCUUGGUUUUUUAUUGUU